Messenger RNA from Plasmodium knowlesi strain H, 4122 nucleotides. RefSeq names its product conserved protein, unknown function. The transcript has 14 exons. The record is from RefSeq and is a predicted model, not a curated record. Gene Ontology annotation, biological process: endosome to lysosome transport; endosomal transport; regulation of autophagosome maturation. The coding region runs from base 1 to 4122 and encodes 1373 amino acids. NCBI's taxonomy places the organism in Eukaryota, Apicomplexa, Aconoidasida, Haemosporida, Plasmodiidae. Gene Ontology annotation, cellular component: endolysosome membrane; late endosome.
AUGUGGAAUGUAUUUAAUUUCAAUAAUUUUGACGACAAACUGAAGAACAACAAAAAUGAGAAAGAAGUUUAUACGCACGAGGACUUGAGGUACUACUUUGAAAAACUGGUGAAGAUAAACCUAAACAACGUUAACAUAAACAACUUCAUCGAGCUCCUGCGGAAAAUCACGCAGAUAACAAUUUGGGGUGACAAAUAUGAUGAUCAGAUUUUCCAGUACUUCUGCGAAGACAACAUCUUCAACCACUUCAUAUACCUGUUGAGGCAAAACAUUAACAAGAGCAUAAGGAUUCAAAUUUACCAGUCCCUCACGCUACUGAUACAGAACCUGCAAAAGGACAUUUCUCUGUAUUACAUCUUCAGCAACAACAAAAUCAACAACCUAAUUUACACGACGUUCAUUUAUCAAGAUGAUGAGAUUAUGCCCUACUACAUUUCCAUGAUAAAAUCCAUUUCGUUUUUCCUGAACUAUCACACAUCCAAGUUCUUCUUUAAUGAGAAGAGUAUGAAAUUCCCCCUGUACACGGAGUCGCUGAGGCUGUACAAGUUUAACGACAUCAUCACGAGAACCUACGUUAAAAAUAUUAUACUGAAUAUUUUGAAGAUCGAAGAUGAAGGAAUUGAAAACCUUAUCCUCCUUCGAUCAGCUUUCUUCACCAUCCUCGUUUGCUACCUCCGCAAUCAUAUCAUAAGGAUGAACAAAAUUUAUACAAAAAUAAAGGAGUCUGAAAAAUUAAAAAAAAUAUUUAACACAUAUCUGGAGGAAGUGGACGAUGUCUUAUACUUUUUUGAAGACAUGUUGAACUGCCAGAAGAAAAGAAUAAAUGAUAUGCUCAUAGUGAAAUUGUUGAUUUAUUUUUUUUUUCCUAUGAUUGGUUCUUUCCAUAGCUCCAUAUACUUCGACUGUGUAGGGGGGUAUGGCGAGGGGGGCAUCUACGAGGAAGGCGCAGAUAGUAUCAGGAGGAAUGAUCCUGAGAAUGACCGUGCCUAUGGGGAUAACUCCCAAAGGAGAGACAUCGAAGGGGGAGAUAAAAGGGAAGAAGCGCUCUUCCUCCAGGAAGGACAAGUGACCAAUUCCUCCACUAAUCCUGCCAACUGUGGCAGUAUCGAUUAUGUGUACUUCUCCAAUCAGAAGAAGGACGAGGAGAAAGCUUCUUCAGUUGAGGGGGAGGAGAUAGGGAGGGAUGUUCCCGCAGAUAGUGAGGUGAAUGGGGAAGUCGCCACAGAUGAUCAUUCGAAAAUUGAAAUGGAGGAGGGGGUGGUGGUGGCCGAGGAGGACCGCUCCGGGGAAAACAAACCCUGUGACGCUGAGGAGGUUGAGCAGGGAGAGAAGGUGAACCAAAGCGACCCCCCACAGGAAGUGAUAGAGAACAUAAAGGGUAAUAAUCAUGUGCCAUUUAUAAAGAUAUUCGAUAGAAAUUUAAGUAACGUAAAGAAUUUUCACUUUUGCAAAAGUUUGUCUUCCUCGAAUGCGUCCUCGGUGAAUUCGAAUUUGAGUAACGUCGAAAUGGAGAAGGCGGUUAAGGUAGAGCCGCAAUCGCAAGGAGGUUCGGAACCGCAGAAAGAAACGCCAAUCGAGGCGGAGGGAUCAAUCCUGGCAGAAGGGCCAACCCAGGAGAAAUCAAUUAGCAGCGCGAAGAAAAGCGGGAAGAAGGGAGACAACACAUACGAGUUCCUAUACUUCAGAGGGAGAAAAAGUUCCAAUAAGGAAAAAGCGGCGGAAAAUAACCCCCCCCAGGGAGUGAAGGAAGGGAAAGAAGUGGAGAGUGAGGAGCAUGCACAGGGAGAAGUUCAAAAGGAUGGUUUGAAAAGGGACGAGCAAUUCAUCAACGAGAAUGAAUUGAAAGAUAGCUACUUCAGAAAACGGAAGAAGAAGAAAAUUUUCAUACAGAUGACCUCGACGAAUGGGGUUCUUCAUAAGAAAAGGCGGGGCAAGUCGGUGAAUGGGAAUGGUAGUGGUGUCUGUCCCGGCGUAGAGGACGAACUAGGCGAGGCGCAACAAUUGAUGGAGGGCGGUGUCUUCUGGGAGCAAGUGCAAAAGCACAACCUGACCCACCUGUGCCACUUGGAGAUCCCAACGCUACAGAAAAAAAUUACCUUCGACGAUAACGUUAGCAGCGACCUGUACAACUACCUCUUCAAUUUCAACAACUUCACAACCAAGGUACUCAAGCACUAUCAGAACAAAAUGAGCAUUACAAAUGUAUAUUACAAUAUUUUCAAAUUAAGUCUCCUUCUACACCCCCUAUGUUACGUCAACUCUUUUAAAAAUUUUUCUAUCCUAUACAACUACUUAAUCAACACCACCUUGUCUCUCUUCAUACUGAUACGAUCACUGAAUAUUUUGAAGAACGACAGGUUAAAUCAAAUUGUCUACUCUCUCAUUUUUGGGGAAUAUAUCAAUGUCCAUUUUUUGCAUCGAAUUUUAUGCAAUGACCUCAACGACCCCUACUUCUACAACUACUUCUUUGAUACCAAUAAGAAGAUGAACAUUAGUGAAAAUCCUACUGACGACGUGGAGUUUGAAAAUGUGUAUUGCUCUUCUAUUGAUUAUUUACUCCCUGAGUAUAACAAGGAGGAGGAGAUGGUUACCCUGGAUUUGGUAAAAGGCUAUUACAUAGGGGAGGGGACAACCUCCCAGGAAGGGUCAAUUGGUUGUAUUCCCGGUGGACAAGGUGAAGAUAAUACCCACGCGGUGAAAGCACCCAGUCCAACCGCCACCACAACAACAGCAACAGUUGUAACACCUGAGGUUAUGAGGAAGUACGACGAACUGAGCAACCCCAUACUAUUAAACUUCCUCCUCCUGAUGAAUGUACAGAAGGAAAAAAAUAUAAAAAAAUGUGAAAAGGAUAAUAUGAAGAAUAAAAUAUCAGAUGUGUACCUGCUCCUAAGCAUCCAGUUCGCUUCGAAUUUUGUGAAAUCCUACAAUGGAAAAAUGAGCGACAUAGGUAUCCCCUUUUUUCAGAUUUCUCACCACAACUUUGUAUAUGUUUUCUGGAGCAUCAUUAAUGUACAUAUAAAUAAUUUGUACCUUCGAAUUAUAACGCUGAAGCUACUGAUAAAUUUGACAAUGAUAUACAUUGAGAUGAUAGAGGACAAGCGUGUGUGUGUGGACUUCGCGGCACCCCUGCUGGGGCUAAUUCAAAAGAUCAAGAAAAAGCUAGCCCAAAAAAUCAAAAGCAUCAUUGGGAAGAUGGAGUACAAAGUGUGCCAGAUUUUUUGGGAGGAAAGCAAAAUAUACGAGAACUGCUUUCAGGAGAAGAUUAACAUUUGCCGGGACUCUGUCCUCAUAAACAUCGUGAAUGAUGUUGAUGAGUCAGGCGACAACAACUUCCUGUGCUACCCCGUUUCGCAGAUUGAAAUAUAUCGGAGAAAUGUACAUGUCCUAUUCGCCCUAGACGGAGUGUCUAAAAAAUUGCAGAAACUUCUUUCCUUCAAGAGAAGUGAGCAGGAGCAUACCAUUCCAUUCGACUUUAACUACAACGACAUGUCUGCUCUGAUUGACAUAAAGAACAAGAACACCAUCAAGUGCUACCUGAAGAAUAGCAACAAAAUUUUCAACUGCUAUUACAUCGAAGACAACACGAACUUCCUGCUGUGUAUCCCCUCCAACAGUCACGUGAACCAGGCACUCAUCAUUUUCAGCUACCCACUAAUGCUUAUCGAUCUGUACAUAGAUAAAAACGACAACAAAAAAUUGAUAAUCCACAUUUACGGUUACAACAAUGAGGAUCCUAGCAACGUGGAGGAUUUUUCCACAGGGAAUUUUAACAAUUCGGAAAAAAUAUUUCACAACAACAAUUUGGAGAGUAAUUACAUGAACACUGUCAGAUGUUACAGCUCGAAUAAUGAAGAUGGCCUUUUGGAGGAGAGCCCCAAAGUGCACAAAAACGACUACAUCCUGAAUAAGUACAGCUCUGCCUACAAGAAGAACAGGACCAUAACUAAUAUGAAGAAGGAAUGGUGUCACAAGGAACUGAACUUCAUGAAGAACAUCCUUAAGCUGAACUUUUAUGACACCACGAGAUCUCUCAUUGUCUACAAGGAAGUCAAAUCAGGGAUACAACACAUAAACGAUAAGUAUAAGAAGAAGUUGGAGGAAUACCUCAACACCUUUUAA